CUGCAGAGCAAGCCACAGUUCACCACCGCUGCACGCACGCACGCACACUACCAUCACAAUUCACAAGUCCUCCAUGGCGUCAUCUCACGUUGUUAGCCUCCUGGCCGGUCUCCUCCUUGCCGCCCUCGCCGCAAGCACAGACGCGGCCACCAUCACCGUCGUCAACCGGUGCUCCUACACGGUGUGGCCGGGCGCGCUCCCAGGUGGCGGCGUGCGUCUCGACCCAGGCCAGUCGUGGGCUCUGAACAUGCCGGCCGGCACCGCGGGCGCCAGGGUGUGGCCGCGCACGGGGUGCACCUUCGACGGCAGCGGCCGUGGCCGGUGCAUCACCGGAGACUGCGGCGGCGCGCUGGCAUGCCGCGUGUCCGGCCAGCAGCCCACCACGUUGGCCGAGUACACCCUGGGACAGGGCGCGAACAAGGACUUCUUCGACCUGUCCGUCAUCGACGGGUUCAACGUUCCCAUGAGCUUCGAGCCCGUCGGCGCGUCGUGCCGUGCUGCGCGGUGUGCCACGGACAUCACCAAGGAGUGCCUCAAGGAGCUGCAGGUGCCGGGAGGGUGCGCGAGCGCGUGCGGCAAGUUCGGCGGCGACACCUACUGCUGCCGGGGCCAGUUCGAGCACAACUGUCCGCCGACCAACUAUUCGAAGUUCUUCAAGGGCAAGUGCCCCGACGCCUAUAGCUAUGCCAAGGACGACCAGACCAGCACCUUCACCUGCCCUGCCGGAACAAACUACCAGAUCGUCCUCUGCCCUUAAAUUACGUCAUUGGUAUAAUUACUGGGAUCAAUAAGGAAUAAGGACUACUCUCAGUCCAGUUAUGAUCAGCAACCAUGUGUAUCAGCAACCAUGUGUACUAACAUAUAUGCAUGCAUGACUAGUGCGUGUAUGUCGAUCGAGUUGUCGACCAAUAAUAAAUAAAUUGUUACGUAAUUAUAUGUA
Hordeum vulgare subsp. vulgare (domesticated barley) is the source of this 940-nucleotide messenger RNA. Its product is annotated as pathogenesis-related 5 protein Cup a 3-like. The transcript has a single exon. Gene Ontology annotation, cellular component: extracellular region. Bases 74 to 757 code for a protein of 227 amino acids. The record is from RefSeq and is a predicted model, not a curated record. Gene Ontology annotation, biological process: defense response. NCBI's taxonomy places the organism in Eukaryota, Viridiplantae, Streptophyta, Magnoliopsida, Poales, Poaceae.